Messenger RNA from Penicillium samsonianum, 948 nucleotides. Its product is annotated as adenosine/AMP deaminase domain-containing protein. The record is from RefSeq and is a predicted model, not a curated record. Lineage: Eukaryota; Fungi; Ascomycota; Eurotiomycetes; Eurotiales; Aspergillaceae. The transcript is spliced from 4 exons. The coding region runs from base 1 to 948 and encodes 315 amino acids. Gene Ontology annotation, biological process: adenosine catabolic process; inosine biosynthetic process. Gene Ontology annotation, molecular function: adenosine deaminase activity.
AUGGAUUUCGUUGCUCUCCCCAAAAUUGAGCUACACGCUCAUCUCACUGGCAGCAUCUCUCGCCGUGUCUUGCAUGAGAUAUGGCAUCGGAAAAAGGAAAUCGGAGAGACAUUGCUGGACGACCCUCUGACAGUUAUGCCGCAGGACAAGUACGAUUUUAGUGUAGAGAGCUUUUUCCCGCUCUUCAGCAGCUAUAUAUAUAACCUUCUCACGGAUGAAUGCUCCAUUCGCUACGCUACAGCAUCCGUGUUAGAGCAUUUCCUCGCAGACGGCGUCGUUUACCUCGAACUGCGGACCACACCUCGAGCAACGGCCCAUCUUUCAGCCGAGGCCUAUGUCAGGUUACUGCUUGACACAAUCGCCGCCUUUGAGGUGGGACACGCGGAGAGUAUGCACACACGUCUGGUACUUUCUAUUGACCGACGGCAGACUCUGGAAUCCGCCGAGGCUACCCUCGAGCUGGCGACGCGUCUACGUAUCGAAGGUCACGGUGUGGUCGGUUUGGAUCUCUGCGGCGACCCUUCGGCCCGCCCGGGAGGAGAAGUCGCCCUUUUCACGCCCGUAUUUGAGAAGGCAUCGAGCGAAGGACUCGGUGUAACGGUGCAUUUUGCCGAGGCAAAGGCAAGUAGCUCGCGCGAAGAGCUGAAGACCUUACUUGGAUGGAACCCAGGUAGAUUGGGGCACGUCAUCUGGGAGGAUGACGAGUCGAAGAUGGAGAUUGCUCAGAGGGGUUUGUGUCUCGAGCUGUGUCUCAGCUGCAAUGUCCAGGCAGGUAUGACCGAUGAUGUUGGCGUCUUUGGCAGCCCGCUUUCAGAAGAGUACCGCCUUGUUGCACGUUACUUCAACGUCAACCGAACGCAGCUUUGCAACCUCGCACGACAGGGAAUUGAUGCCAUAUUUGGUGGUGAGGAGGAGAAGCAACGAUUGCGGGAUAUCAUGUGGAGUUGA